This is a messenger RNA of Nothobranchius furzeri (turquoise killifish), 4872 nucleotides long. Its product is annotated as ubiquitin carboxyl-terminal hydrolase 15. Gene Ontology annotation, molecular function: cysteine-type deubiquitinase activity. Gene Ontology annotation, cellular component: nucleus. The record is from RefSeq and is a predicted model, not a curated record. Gene Ontology annotation, biological process: protein deubiquitination. Lineage: Eukaryota; Metazoa; Chordata; Actinopteri; Cyprinodontiformes; Nothobranchiidae.
UGACGCCGCACGCUUUUCCCACCAUGCAACGUUCGAGUAAAGAUGGCCGAAGGAGGAGCGGCUGAUCUGGAUACUCAGAGAGGAGAGAUCACGACACUAUUGAAAACACAGCUUAGGAAAGGGGACACCUGGUAUUUAGUGGACAGUCGCUGGUUCAAACAGUGGAAGAAAUAUGUGGGAUUUGACAGCUGGGAUAAAUACCAGAUGGGGGACCAGAAUGUUUACCCCGGACCGGUGGAUAACUCUGGCCUACUCAAAGAUGGGGAUGUGCUGGCCAUCAAGGACCACCUCAUCGAUGAGCUCGACUACAUCCUGGUCCCUGCCGAAGGCUGGAAUAAACUUGUCAGCUGGUAUGGACUGUCAGAAGGUCAGGAACCAAUCGCACGCAAGGUGGUGGAGCAGGGUAUGUUUGUGAAGCACUGUAAGGUAGAGGUGUACCUGACAGAGCUGAAGCUUUGUGAGGACAGCAAAAUGGACAAUGUAAUCACCAGACGCUUCAGUAAAGCUGACACAAUAGACACGAUAGAGAAGGAGAUGAGGAAGCUGUUCGGUAUCCCAGAUGAGAAGGAGACGAGGCUGUGGAACAGAUACAUGAGCAACACCUUUGAGCCUCUAAACAAACCGGACAGCACCAUCCAGGAUGCCGGCCUCUACCAGGGACAGGUUCUUGUAAUAGAGCAGAAGAGUGAAGACGGCACGUGGCCCCGAGGCACCAUGGCAACCAAGUCAUCUGGUGCUUCCAAUCUCUCUGCUUUGCCAAAGAUCUCGCCUUCAUCUCUCACAAACAAUCAUAACAGCAGCUUCAACAGCAGGAAUGUGAAGAACUCCAGCUAUAGUUUACCGACCUACUGCAACAGCUACGACUACCCAGACCAGAGCAGACCGAGUGAGCGCUUGGGUCUCUGUGGGCUGUCCAACCUGGGCAACACCUGCUUCAUGAACUCUGCCGUGCAGUGUUUAAGCAAUAUCCCUCCGCUGACGGACUACUUCCUCAAAGACAAGUACAAGGAUGAGCUGAACGAGGACAACCCCCUGGGCAUGAAGGGGGAGAUCGCCAGAGCCUACGCUGAGCUCAUCAAGCAGCUGUGGUCAGGGAAAUUCAGCUACGUCACCCCACGACCCUUCAAGACCCAAGUGGGCCGCUUCGCCCCCCAGUUCUCAGGUUACCAACAGCAGGACUCUCACGAGCUUCUGGCCUUCCUCCUGGACGGCCUUCACGAAGACUUGAACCGAAUCAGGAAGAAGCCCUAUAUCCAGCUCAAGGAUGCUAAUGGCCGACCUGAUAAGGUGGUGGCAGAGGAGGCGUGGGAGAACCACAUCAAGAGGAACGACUCCAUCAUCGUGGACAUCUUCCAUGGCCUUUUUAAGUCUACUCUAGUGUGUCCCGUGUGCUCCAAGGUCUCUGUGACCUUUGAUCCAUUCUGCUACCUAACGUUACCACUACCCAUGAAGAAAGAGCGAACACUGGAGGUUUACCUGGUCAGAUUGGAUCCUCUGGCCAAACCUACUCAGUACAAGCUGACCGUGCCAAAGGUGGGCUACAUUUCUGACCUGUGUACCUCCCUCUCCAGCUUGUCUGAGGUGCCUGCUGAGAAGAUGAUCGUAACGGACAUCUACAAUCACCGUUUCCACCGGAUCUUCGCCACAAAUGAGAACCUCAGCAGCAUCAUGGAGCGAGAUGAUAUUUACGUCUUCGAGGUGGCUGUGAACAGAAUGGAGGACACGGACCACGUGGUCAUCCCGGUCCACUUGAGGGAAAAGUACAAACAGUCUGGUUAUAACCACACCAGCACGCCGCUGUUCGGACUGCCCUUCCUCAUCGCUGUCCCAAGAUCGCUGAGUGAAGAUAAGCUCUACAACAUGCUGCUCCUGCGUCUCUGCCGGUUUGUUCGAUCUUCUGUGGACGAAGAUGAGGACAAUGAAGAGACGCAGCUGUCUAAACAACACACUGUGAAUGGAAAUGCCACUAAUGGGGUGCUGGAGGAGGGAUCGCCCAGUGAGAUGGAGACGGACGAGCAGGACGACGAGUCGAGCCAGGAUCAGGAGCUGCCAUCGGAGAAUGAAAACAGCCAGUCUGAGGAUUCUGUGGGCGGGGACAACGAGCUGGAGAACGGUGUGGUCACGCCACAGAUCUCCAGCAAAGGGGAGCAAACAGUCGGGCCCACCAGGAAGAGACUUUUCACAUUCCAGUUUAAUAACAUGGGCAAAACGGACUUCUCGCUCAUCAAGGAGGACACCAAGCAGAUCCGCUUUGACGAAGGACACCUCCGACUCAGUGAUCGCUCUUAUCUGUCUUUGGACUGGGAGCCAGAAAUCAAGAAGAAGUAUUUUGAUGAGACGGUCAUCGAGGACUGUGACAAACAUGAGAGCAUGGAGUACAAGCCUCAGAAGAAGGCUUUCGUUAAGCUGAAGGACUGCAUCGAGCUGUUUACUACGAAGGAGAAACUGGGAGCAGAGGACCCCUGGUACUGUCCAAACUGCAAGCAGCACCAACAGGCCACAAAGAAGCUGGACCUGUGGUCCUUACCACCGGUGCUGGUGGUCCAUCUGAAACGCUUCUCCUACAGUCGCUACAUGAGGGACAAGUUAGACUCACUGGUGGAUUUUCCUCUCAGAGAUCUGGACAUGUCUGAGUUCCUGAUCAACCCAAACGCCGGGCCGUGUCGCUAUGACCUCAUCGCUGUGUCCAACCACUACGGCGGGAUGGGAGGAGGCCACUAUACUGCUUAUGCUAAGAACAAAGGUGAUGAGAAGUGGUACAACUUUGAUGACAGCAGCGUGUCUCCUGCCAGCGAAGACCAAUGCGUGUCCAAAGCAGGCUACGUGUUGUUCUAUCAGCGCCAGGACACGGUCAAAGGCACCGGUUAUUUCGCUCUGGACCGUGAGGAGGAGGAGGAGGAGGAGGAAGAGGAGGAGGAGGGUGAGGAGGAAAACGAGUCAGAGGAGCUACAGGAGAGUAAGAGUGUCGCGUUUGCUCAAGAGGCGUCUGCCUGUGCCGCCACUCAAAGCGAUGAUGAGGAGGAGCUAAAUGAGAACAGGAACAGGCAAACUAACCAGGAAGGUGAAAGGGAGGAGGAGGAGGAAGAGGAGGAAGAGGAGGAGGAAGACGAGGAGGAACAUGCAUCUAACAGGGACAUAACCAUGAAAAUCAACUGAGAGAUGAAAGGACGAAAUCUUUCCAUCCAAAGCCAUAAGGACACAGUGGCGGCAGCCGCCACCGGUCCCACCCAGCGGUUUGUACUCAGCCGCUUGACGAGCAGGACCGCUGCCGGGACGACGGCUGUCCGGUCAGAGAGCUGCUGCGGUACGCAGAAACCAGGACCCUCCUGUGGGUGGGUCAUUGUGUGUGUGUGUGGUGAGUUUCAAAAGAAAAAGUGUGUGUGUGAGAGCGAGAGAAAAAUUGUGUGUGUGUGUGUGUGUGUGUGUGUGUGUGUGUGUGUGUGUGUGUGUGUGUGUGUGUGUGUGUGUGUGUGUCUACAGUCAUUCAUUUGCUGUCUGAGCAGAGACGCUGAACAACAUCUGGGGUGAAUCUUCAGCUCUAAAUCCCAACUUUGCUUUUUUUUAUUGUAUUUAUUAAAAGUGCUUUAUUGGAAUAUCAUUUUAGUAUUAUUUAGAUUUUUAUAAAUAUUUUAAAACACUGAAUUUUUACGAUGCGCUGAAAUGUCUUUGAACUUGCACCAACCAUCCACUAUGUUAUUUUCACACUGCAGUCACCUCAGACGUGAAGAGUUUAGGAGGUGGCCUUCGGUGAGCCGGCUCAAAAACGCCUCUACGAUCCAGACUAGAGGGGCCGCGCAGUUCUAGCUGCACGCUACUGUCGUCCUGCAUUUUUUUAACUGUUAAUUUAAGCUCCGACUUUGUUUAAAAACCUAAAUGAAAGCAGGGCGGAGACGUUAUCCAGCUGACUUUGCUGAAUAACCAGAAGUUUGAGACUAAGGUCCUUCAUAUUGUGCAUCAGCUAGAUCUACCAUGCCAUUUUCUUCUGAAGGCGAUGUCUAGGGCUUUAUAGCAGCGCUGCACUCUGACGUUAAGUGAUCUUUGAGGCUUUUUUGUUUGAGUCACCUCAGCCUUAACUCCAAAUCUGGCAUUAGUUGCCUUUUGCUUUGCACAUCUGUCUCACAGCUUUGAAUGUUUGUUAGGUGUUUCCUUCACAUCCACUAGAAGGCCAGAAUGUACGCUGAAUGAACAAAGACCACAUGUUUGUGACUGACGAUGCCUUUUUCCUCUCCUUCUUGCCCUGUUUUGGCUUCUGGUAAUGAGUUAUUUGCCUUCGAUGCCGGCUGUUUGGAUUCAUGGGAAAGUUCUUAUGUGUGUGUGUGUGUUAUCCUGCUCUCCUAGAUGAGGGUAUAGAGGGGUACUAAAGCUAAAUCAGCAGGGGCCAGUCUCCCUGACAGGCCUUUCAGCUUUUAGGAUCAUGAAAAUACAGAAACUGGAGUGUUGGUCGACACCUUCCUGAGCGUCUUCUCCUCUCAGGGCGACUCGCCCCUCUGAGAUGUGAUUGCUACUUUAAGGUUAUACAGUAUUGUACAGAAGAGUUCACUCUGUGAGUGCACAUUUGAUAAAAUUUAUUUAUUUAUAUGUAAACAUUUAAUAAGAAAGACUAUGUAUAUACAAAAAAAAAAAAACAUGGCAAGACCUGAAAUGUUGAGUGGGAGCAGUACACUAGUCUUGUCAGGGAGGGAAUAUUUUUUUAGACGAGGAUAAUUCUGUUGUUUCGGGACUGUUUUUGUUGUAAAAAAUAAAGAUCCAGACGUUCUUGCAUGAAGAGUUGGGGAUUUUGAGGUUUGGCUGCACUUGAGUUCACUUGGGUUUACAUUUGAAAUGUGCAUGUGUAUUUAUACACAAUCUACAAUAAAGUUAUGCAAAGCUUCA